Notothenia coriiceps (black rockcod) is the source of this 3847-nucleotide messenger RNA. Its product is annotated as neurogenic locus notch homolog protein 4-like. The transcript is spliced from 26 exons. NCBI's taxonomy places the organism in Eukaryota, Metazoa, Chordata, Actinopteri, Perciformes, Nototheniidae. Bases 20 to 3847 code for a protein of 1275 amino acids. The record is from RefSeq and is a predicted model, not a curated record.
UGGUGGCAGCUCCAGCCCCAUGCCAUCUGACAGUUCCCAUGGCUACCUCUGCCCUGCUGGCCAUAGCUGUCCUGUUGGCUCUGCAGUCGAGGUGCCCUGUGAGCCCGGCACCUACAGUCCUGCCCCUGGAGCUGCCUACUGUAUAAUAUGCCCCGAAGGGACCAUGUGUUCUUCCUCAGCCACUCGAGAGACCUCAAUCUGCCCAGCUGGUCAUUUUUGUCCUGCGGGGACAGCCCUACCACAGCGCUGCCCUUUAGGGACUUUCAGCAACCAGACAGGUGCAUUUUCUCUCUCUGUCUGCACACCAUGUCCCUCUGGACUGUACUGUGGCUCACAUGGAGCCUCAACACCACAAGGUUCUUGUUUGCUGGGUUAUUUUUGCCAAGGUGGAGCCAUUGAGCCAACCCCACAGAGCUCUGACAAGUUCCCCAUGAAUGGCCCUUGCCCCGUGGGCCACUACUGUCCAUCAGGGUGCCUCUCCCCAGUUCCAUGCCCUCUUGGCAGUAUUCGCAACACCAUCGGAGGGGUUUCCAUGGAGAGCUGCUCUGCCUGUCCUGUUGGUCACUACUGCUCCACGGAGGGUCUGGCUAACCCCAGUGGCCCCUGUGCUGCUGGUUUCUUCUGCCCUUUUGACUUCUCCUCAACCACUCCAUAUGCCUUCCUCUGUCCUAAGGGCCACUAUUGUCCAGAGGGCUCUGCCCUGGCCUUGCCUUGUCCCACAGGAGAGUACCAGCCAAACCCAGGAUCAGAUGGCUGCAUCCCAUGCAGACCUGGGUUCUACUGUGAGGAGGCCAUAGUGGGAGAGCCAUGGCCCUGCCCACCACACUCGUUCUGCCCUGCAGGAACAAUGGUGCCUCAACCGUGUCCUAAUGGCACUUAUACUCAUUCAAACCAGGGAGGGCUGCAAGAAGAGAGAGAGUGUUUACCCUGCCCUUCAGGGAGGUUCUGCAGGGCUGGGAGGAUCCAGGGUGUGUGUGCCGCUGGCUAUCUUUGUGUUUCUGGGAGUGCAGAUUUCACCCCUCAGGGACCCGUCUCUAAUAUGACCCAGUGCCAGUCGGGCAUGCAGUGUGCUGGUCCAUGUCCGGCAGGUUUCUUCUGUCGUGAAGGCACAGAGGAGGCUGAGUUGUGUCCUGCAAACACUUUCAGGGGCUCCCCAGGAGGUGCCAGCCUACAGGACUGCUUACCCUGCCCUCCUCAGUAUUGGUGUCAACCUGGAGACCCAGUCCUUCAUCCGUGUCCUGCUGGUCUUUACUGUGAUGGUCUGUCUGGCAGUGACUUCAAUGGAGGGACGGGGCCCAGGCUGUGUCCGUUGUACACAUAUCGAGCCCACCCCGGGGCAGGCAGCAAGGGGGACUGCCUGGCCUGCCCGCCAGGUUCACACUGUAACAGCACAGGGCUUACAGACUCCUCCAACAGUCCCUGCCCACCUGGUUUUUGGUGCAGUGGAUCCGGACCCCCCAUCCUCUGCCCCGCGGGCACUAAGAGGGCCCUUCCUGGAGCCACUGCACCCAGCCAGUGUGAACUGUGUGCGGGGGGAACCUUCUGCCCAGACCCUCGGGCUACAGGGAAGCCCAAUGUGGAGGGGAUUCCCUGCAGAGCCGCUUAUCAAUGUCCCAUGGGUGCAGUAACAGAGAGGCUGUGCAGAGCUGGCUCAUAUUGUGGACCUCAGACUGCUGAGCCUGAAGUCUGUCCUGAAGGGUAUUUGUGUCCUCAAGGAUCUCAUUCCUACCAAACCCCAAAGCAACUCUGUCCAUUUCCCUACCACUGCCCAGCCAACAGCUCUUCCAUGAAAUCCUGCGAUGGCGGUUUCAUGCCUGUCAACACCAGCGGCCUCAGAGGAUCCAAAAACAGCUGCUGCACUGUGUGUGACGAGGGCACCUAUCGUCAGUACCUCUCCCCCAUCCAAAAAUGCCUUCCAUGUCCUGCAGGAUACUUUUGUCCCUCUGGUACAGACAACUACAAGAGUAACCCUUGCCCUUUUGGGUAUGUCUGUCCCACCGGAUCCACACAACCAAUACCCUGCCCUGCUGGCUCCUUUGGCAACCUCCCUCUUGCUAAAACAAUGGGUAACUGUCAGCCAUGUCCUGCUGGCACCUUCAACCACCUGCCUGCUCAGAAGGCCUGCUUUCCCUGUGGCAGCUCCUCCACCUCACCAGCAGGUUCUUCUUCUUGUACCUGUAUUGCUAAGAAUCGAGCCUUCCAGCACUCUGAUGGUUCAUGUUUGUGCAGAACUGGUUUUAUCUUCUACAAUGAACUGGAUUUCAAAAGCUCUACGUCUGACAGUGAGUUGGACUGCCAGCCUGAGGCAAACAAGCGUUGUGCCACAGGUGAGGUACGUCUGGCAGACUCCAGAGAGUGUGUGUCACCUUCCCUCCACUCGUGUAAUAUCACCUGUGGACAACAUGGAGGAAAUCUGGAUGUGGAGAUGGGAAUCUGCCAGUGUGAGCGAUAUGUGUCUGCUGAAGAGCUUUGCAACACUUCCUGCCUUUCCAGACUACCUCAGCUCUCUGCCCAAUUCUCUCCAGAUGGACACCUGCUGCUCAGCCUCAAAGAAAGAGACAAAAUGGUCUGGGCCAGGACUGUAAUGAAUGUUUUAGGACCAGAUUUCCACGCAAACAAUAUUGGUAAAAUCCAUUUGGUCCAGUUCGACCCUGAAGGCGUGUUUGGUUGGAUUCCUACACAAAGAGAGCUCAUCAAUCAGUUCCUGUCGGAACCAAUAGAAGUCCUAAGUACAAGACCCAGACAAAGGAGGGAGACAAAAGAUGAUUAUGAUGCUGUCGUCUUUCCUCGUAUCCCCAACCCCAUCGCCUGUCUGUCCUCUGGUGACAUGCUCAUAUUCCACCUCACCAUCAACCACACUGACCGCCGUCACAGCCACUUCCCAGUAUAUCCGAAAGACCACUUAUUUAACAGUAACCCCAGCUGGGACUUUGGUGCUUUCAGGCAUCUACAGAUUCUCAUGAAGCAGACAAACUUCAACUCUACAAGGUUUGCCCAUGUGUUUUUGGAAACAGGGAAGUAUGUGUUUGUUGACAGCGCUGUGCCAGAGUGGAGUUUGGUGGUGGUGGUCAGUGAGGAGGGGACAGAGUGUGACCCCCGGGCCUCCGUCUUCCAGCCCAUGACCCCGGCACAGCUGGUCAAGCACGGGAUUGUAAAACAACACAGACUGAACCUUCUACCUGACUGGGGAGUGAUAACAGGGAUCCUGAGUCUGCUGCUGGUUGUAGUUGUGGUUUUGACCACCACAGUUUUAGUUCUGCGACCUGGAAAAGCAAAACUUGUCUCCCAGUGGAGGGCUAAGCCGAAGUGGCGCAGCCUUGGGGAGCCCUUCUGUCCGGUGGAUUGUGUUUGCAGUGGAGACAGCAUAGCAGUCCCAAGCCAAGGUGGUUACUUAGGUAGUAGGGGUAUAGGAGUGGGAGCAGAGGCUGAGGAGCUGGCUGUUUCAAAAGGAGGAAGUGUGUCAGGGUUCUUCGAUUUGGAAGAGUUAAAUGUGAAGACUCUGUACGACAAACUAGAGGAUCAGAACCUGCACAUAGCCUCACAGCUGGCCCGGCACCGCAAAGACACGCAGGAGUUUUAUAGAAACAUUUGUCAACAGACUGAAACACUCAAGAAUGUCUUUGACAAUAUGGAUCAUAAAAAACGGAAUCUUCUUAAGGAGCUUAUAGUCCACAAUGCAAUGAGGGAUAAACCAUCAAACAGCAUGGCAGGAGAGAGGGAUACACAAGCUGAAACAUCUGAACACCUUAUUGACAACAAUAUAUCACUUCCACAGCACACAUCCAGUGUUGCAGAGCAGGCAAAGGCAGCCAUCCUCAGUGCUUCUGUUCAUCUGCUGGCCCCUUAA